This is a messenger RNA of Cynara cardunculus var. scolymus (artichoke), 2079 nucleotides long. RefSeq lists its product as uncharacterized. The transcript is spliced from 9 exons. NCBI's taxonomy places the organism in Eukaryota, Viridiplantae, Streptophyta, Magnoliopsida, Asterales, Asteraceae. The record is from RefSeq and is a predicted model, not a curated record. Bases 1 to 2079 code for a protein of 692 amino acids. Gene Ontology annotation, biological process: lipid metabolic process.
AUGAUGCAGCGACUCGUUGACAACUUCCUCGCUGUCACAAAAGAGUCUGUGAAGACCGUUACUUACGAGUCAUUAAGUAAUAUACUGAGGCUGAUAAAUGGAUUAUCUGCACUAUUGUUGGCUAUAUUGCCCGGGAAAGCUAAUAUUCUUGAAGGAAUUCAUGGUUGGGAGCUCAAGCCAACUUUUCGUGGACCCAAACUUCCACGUUGGAUGGAGGAUGGGGUGUCGUCUUUUAACCACUUCAUUCAUGAACUGGAUUAUGAUUCAGCAUCAAGUGUAGAUUAUUCAUCUGGAGAUGACAUAGAUGAGUAUGACGAUGAUUGCAUAUAUCCUGCAACUCCAUUAUCGGCAAGGUGCCAUAUCUCCAGAGCAAGCAGCUUCACCAAGCGUGAAAGGAGUCGUGCACAUUGGAUUAUAUCCAUAUUAAAGUUUCUUCUGAUACCAUUAAGAUUGAUUCUGUGGAUACCCGUUUAUGUGUAUAAAGCCAUUUUUCAUAGAGGUGCAAGGAUACAUACUACCAACCCCAGAAGGGUGCAGACUUCACAUGCUGCCAAGAAAGCAUUGGAUCAUGUUGUUCAACGGGCUACUGACAGACGACGCGGUGUUAUAGAGGAUCUUCAUCUAGGAAUAGAGAUUUUUAUAGAAACCAUAUUUGAUGGUAUUCACCAUGCAGCCCGAUGUCUUCUUUCUCCAUUGGACUCUCUCAGGAUGUUACUAAGAUGGUCUUCUUCUUCUUCUAGUGGUAGUGGAAAGAUUCCACGUAAUGAUCCAGGUGUCUCUGUUGUCACUUCUACUCUCGCUGACCCUGAUCCUACAGUGACGGAAAAGAAAAGUACUUUAAGUACUAGGCUGAACAUAGAUGCUCGGACAUGUCGAGAUGUCAUCACAGAGCUUGGGUACCCGUAUGAAGCCAUUAAUGUUGUAACAUCUGAUGGAUAUGUUCUCCUUUUGGAAAGAAUUCCAAGACGUGAUUCAAAAAAAGCUGUUUAUCUGCAACAUGGUGUAUUUGAUUCUUCUAUGUGUUGGGUGUCUAAUGGAGUGGUCGGCUCUCCAGCUUUUGCAGCUUUUGAUCAAGGAUAUGAUGUUUUUCUUGGUAAUUUUCGUGGCCUGGUUUCCAGAGAACACGUUGACAAAAAAAUAUCUUCACGAAAGUAUUGGCGUUACUCCAUCAACGAGCAUGGAACCAAAGAUUUACCGGCCUUAAUAGGGAAGAUUCACCAAGUGAAAACUUCCGAGUUAAAAUCCUCCGCCAAACCCGACACCGAAGAACCAAAUCCCGAGCAACCGUAUAAACUCUGUGCCAUUUGCCACAGCUUGGGAGGAGCUGCGAUUCUUAUGUACAUCAUAACGCGCCGAGUAGAAAAAAUUCCGCACCGGCUAUCAAGAUUAAUCCUUUUAUCACCAGCCGGAUUCCAUCAUGAUUCACCGUUUUUUUUCACAGUGAUCGAGUACUCAUGCCUUUGGUUGGCUCCUAUCUUGGCACCUCUGUUUCCCGGCUUGUACAUACCAACGAGGUUUUUCCGCAUGCUGGUCAACAAAUUGGCUCGGGAUCUUCAUAAUUACCCAGCUGUUGGCGGGCUGGUCCAAACCCUGGUGAGUUAUGUAAUCGGUGGCGAUUGCUCCAACUGGGUCGGAGUCAUGGGGUUACCUCAUUAUAACAUGAACGACAUGCCCGGCGUCGCUUUUGGAGUCGCUCUUCAUUUGGCUCAGAUGAAACACGCUCGGAAAUUCGUGAUGUUUGAUUACGGGAGUCGUGCGGCUAACAUGCUGGUGUAUGGUGCACCCAAGCCGUUGGAUCUUGGGGAACACUAUAACCUGAUCGAUAUUCCGGUGGAUCUGGUUGCGGGGAUGAAAGAUAAGGUGAUCCUUCCAUCGAUGAUUCGAAAACAUUAUAAGACGAUGAAAGAGGCGGGCGUAGAUGCGUCUUAUAAACAAUUCGAGUAUGCUCAUUUGGAUUUUACGUUCUCUCAUCGUGAAGAGCUUCUGGAAUACGUGAUGUCGCGAUUGCUGCAAGUUGCGCCAGGUUCGAAGCCGAAGGCGAUGAAAUUGAAGCGGAUUGAAACAUCGUUGGCUAAAUGA